CAUGAUUUACUUAUAACAGAAAUGUCACGUAGCACUUGUGUGCUGGAAUUUUCACUGUGUAACAAUACCACCCUUUAUGGACUGCAAGUAGAGUAGAUCAGGUUGGGACAUGAUUAAUGUGCCUGGGUGCAUGACUCUGCAUUGCUCACAGUCAGGCCAGUGCUUGUUGAUCAAGACCAUGACUGGAUUGUCAGACUUGAGACUUGAAAUAUUUCAGCAGCUUGCAUCUGGAAGUGAAGUGUACUAAAUGGGAAUUUUAGACUUUACAAAUCAGCUGCUAUAUUUUAUCCACGCUCCAUAAGCGAUCAAUAUGACUGAGAGGUCACGAGUUUGGAUGCGUAAUUGGUGCGUAAAUCCUGCAACAUUCAACGCAUUUUACAGCAACAACUGAAGUGUACUAGUGACACUGUGUCAAGUUGCCAGUGACGCUCAGGGUAUUAUCGGAAAUGUUAUUUUUAACUUAAAUGCGUUUGUAGGAUACUUGGUCAUGCAGUGGACCACGUGUCCCGCUCUGUUAGGAUAAAUGCACAAAUCACUUAGUCAAUAUAGAGAGGAACUAACGCAGCAACAAUUCUGGUGGCUGAUUCAAUAGUUUUCUAUUCUCUUUUAGUCCAACUUAACUAUCGAAACAUUAGAUACUGUUUCCAAUAUAAGCUAUAUUGUGGACCUACUGUAGUAUACUGCGGAAACAAUGUAAUGUAUUAAUUAGUUUAUACUUAAAAUAAACAGAAACGUGGAGGAUGAGAGGCAGCGACAACAAAAUCUGUUUUGGAGCGAGGAUGUUUUUAUUUUGAAAGUCUACACCGGAAGUGUUGCCUAUAUAUAUUGUGUGUAAUUGACUGUUUUUCACGGUGGCUACCCCCAGUGACAGGCACAUGCACAACAGCCUGGAUAUCAGGGAAUAGGACCUUCCGACAUCAGCGCACACCCAUCCAACGGCGCAAGGGACUGAAGAAGCGCACAGACUUCAUCCAAGAUGGCGUUAGCCAGAGAUUCAGGGACAAGCACGGACCAGAAGGAUGCAGCUGACCAAAACUUUGACUACAUGUUCAAGCUACUGAUCAUCGGCAACAGCAGCGUGGGCAAGACCUCCUUCCUGUUCCGCUACGCAGACAACUCCUUCACUUCAGCCUUUGUCAGCACAGUGGGCAUUGAUUUCAAAGUGAAAACUAUCUACAGGAACGAAAAGAGGGUCAAACUACAGAUCUGGGACACGGCCGGGCAGGAGCGUUACCGGACCAUCACCACUGCGUAUUACAGAGGAGCCAUGGGAUUCCUGCUAAUGUAUGAUAUCACGAGCCAAGAGUCGUUCUGCGCCGUUCAGGACUGGGCAACUCAGAUCAAGACGUACUCGUGGGACAACGCUCAGGUCGUGCUGGUCGGCAAUAAGCUGGACUUGCAAGAAGACAGGCAGGUGCCAACUGAGGACGCCCAGAGACUGGCUACAGAGCUCGGCUUCCAGUUCUUCGAGGCCAGCGCCAAAGACAACAUCAACGUGAAGCACGUCUUUGAGAAGCUGGUGGACAUCAUCUGUGAGAAGAUGAACGACGGCAUGAACGGUGACGCCGGUCUGUCGGCCACUUCCAAGGGGGAUGGGCUGAAGGACACGCCCAGCCAGGGUGGCUGCGCGUGCUGAGAGCUGAUGAUGGAAUUUCAUUGACUGCUGUUUCACAUCUACUCUCUCUCUCACACACACAUACACACACACACACACACACACAAUUAAUUGCCAAAAAAACCUGUCAGUGAAGAUACUGCAAUAUGAAAGCUUGAUUCUCCUUUUUUCUGUUGUUGUUGUUGCCGUCUCUCAUCUUGGCAGCGUCUCCAGUGCUUCCGCAUCAUUUGAGUGUGACUGUUACACUGAGAUGUCAGAAAGCUGUGUUUAGCAGCGGUGCCUUCUGCCCUACGCCUUUACUCUUUUAUUUCUUGCUGAGCAGGUGAGUGAGUGAGUGAGUGAGUGAGUGAGUGAGUGAGUGAGUGUACACCUGUUGCAGGAGAGGGAUGUGUACAAAAGGAGGCAUGAACCAAAAUCUGCAAUUUACUUGUGUCUUGCUGCCCCCUUGUGGGCGUCACCUAAAAAUGCUUCACUCCUUGCCCACACGUCAAUUCCUGGUCUCUGUGUUUAAAUCAGUGUUUUAGAGGGAUGUUGUUGUUUUAUUUUAAUUUAUACUUUUUUUUUUUCUUUUUUGUACUUGUGUUAUGGUUAAUGCUGGUCCAUUGUUUCCUUUUGCCAGGUGUAUUCUGUCACUCUAUAAAAGUUUAAAUUAAAUGACUUGGAUCAA
Messenger RNA from Solea senegalensis (Senegalese sole), 2282 nucleotides. Its product is annotated as ras-related protein Rab-3D-like. The transcript is spliced from 5 exons. The record is from RefSeq and is a predicted model, not a curated record. Gene Ontology annotation, biological process: regulation of exocytosis; protein secretion; protein localization to plasma membrane. Gene Ontology annotation, molecular function: GTPase activity; GTP binding. Gene Ontology annotation, cellular component: synaptic vesicle; endosome; plasma membrane. NCBI's taxonomy places the organism in Eukaryota, Metazoa, Chordata, Actinopteri, Pleuronectiformes, Soleidae. The coding region runs from base 977 to 1636 and encodes 219 amino acids.